UUGUGUGUUUCUUCUCCAUUCAGAAUGAUACAGAUCUUGGACCCCAGACCCUUGUCCAGCUCCAGCAUGCCUGUGGACAUGGCCAUGCGAAUUUGCAUAGCCCAUUCUCCGCCGCUGAAGAGCUUCCUCGGCCCCCUCGAGGACUGCCAAAGAAACAACUUUGUGAACAGACUCAAACCUCUCCGGCCGUGCCUUCAUGUGAAAUGUGACUCCGAAAAUGAGAAGAGUGAGUGGAACCACUCACCUGCCCGAGCCAAGAAGCGCGUUGUGUUUGCAGACUCCAAGGGGCUGUCCCUGACAGUGAUCCACACCUUCUCUGAGUUCCAGGAGCCCCCUGUGUGGGAUCUCCAGUUUGACCUCUUAGGCAUUGAGGACUUAACAUCCGACCUAAAACUCCAUGAGGAGAAAAACUUGAUUCUGGGUUUCCCUCAGCCCUCAGCUGACUACCUGGACUUCAGGAACCAUCUGCAGAAGAACCUGGUCUGCCUGGAGACCUGCACCCUGCAAGAGAAGGUGCUGUCAGGCACUGUGAAAGUAAAAAAUGUGAGCUUUGAAAAAAAGGUUCAGGUUCGUAUUACUUUCGAUACGUGGAAGACCUACAAAGAUGUUGAGUGUGUGUACAUGAACAAUAUUUACAGUGAUUUUGAAAAUGAUACCUUCUCAUUUACCAUUGAUUUUCCUCCUGCCAUUUCCUCUGAAGAGAAGAUAGAGUUUUGCAUUUCUUACCAAAGUGGAGAACGUACCUUCUGGGACAAUAAUGAGGGUCAGAAUUACAAAAUUGUACAUGCGGAGUGGAAGCCUAAUGGUGUUCAGAUACCAUCUGCCAAGGAAGGCUAUGUAGAUCUUCAGACUUCAAGGAGAGGACAAGAGAGAGAACCUGAUCAACUGGGCAGUCCAAGGCUGUCCAGUGGCCUCUUCCCCCAGUGGCAGAGCUUGGGUCAGAUUGAAAGUUCAUUACCAUAUUGGUGA
Molecule: messenger RNA, 969 nt
Organism: Cinclus cinclus
Lineage: Eukaryota; Metazoa; Chordata; Aves; Passeriformes; Cinclidae
Gene: PPP1R3C
Product: protein phosphatase 1 regulatory subunit 3C
Exons: 1
Coding region: 25-969 (314 amino acids)
Biological process (GO): regulation of glycogen biosynthetic process
Cellular component (GO): protein phosphatase type 1 complex
Molecular function (GO): protein phosphatase 1 binding; glycogen binding
Source: RefSeq, a predicted model, not a curated record